This is a messenger RNA of Struthio camelus australis, 3867 nucleotides long. Lineage: Eukaryota; Metazoa; Chordata; Aves; Struthioniformes; Struthionidae. The record is from RefSeq and is a predicted model, not a curated record.
UUAUUUCACAGUUCAGCUUCCAUCAGUACUUUUAACAGGUAUUGAGUGUAAUGUUAGACUGCCCCUCAGCUAGAGUGACGAGCGUUUUUCCUUCUAAAGUCCCUCUGUUAAAUUACGACAUUGCCUCAUAUUCAGCUGGGUUAUUAGUGAAGUAGUAUCUGUUUUCUCCCAGAGGGAUUGAAUGAAGAAGUCUCAGUUCACAAAGUUCUAGCAUUAAAUGGAGCCAGAAGUCUUUGCAUUACCUCAAAAAUGUCAUUGCAAAAUAUGUCCCAAGGUUGGGAUGCUGUUACCUGGCAACUGAUUACUGUCUGUCUGAAUGCCUGUGAUAGAGUGACUUAUGUCCAGUUGCUGUAGUAUCUGAUUUUUGCCUGAAUUAUCAGGCAAUGCUUUGUGUGAGUAAAUUGGGAAUUGCUGUGCAGAAAACGAAGGUUAUGGGGUGUAUUCUGUCUUUUCUUUCAGUGCUCUAUAUUGAGUUCAAAAUUGAGAUAGGUGAACUGAACGCUCCACCAGUGUUACAGCUGUGUGUCCUUUUCUGCAGUAGGCAAGAUCACCACCAGCAUGACUGAGUGUUUCCAUUGGAGCCCUCUGGCCUUACAAUGCUAUCUUUAUUGAACUGACUAGAAGGUAUCAAAAUGUGAGGUCAGAACAGCUUGACUUCAGAGGGUUUAGACCAUUAAAGCAAAGUUUGCUGAAGUCUGUUGAGCUGCUCCUGAAGGCUGUCACCAAGAGACACAAUCCAAAGGAGUUUAUGCUGUGGCAGAAGCAAGAAUUGGUGGUGGGCCUGAAAGCAAAUAGUACUACUCACAAAUGUUAAAGGAGAUGCCUCUGAGAAAGAAGCAGAACCAGUCAGAACAGAGAUCAUCACCCAGGAGCUGUUGGCUUCAGUAUCCACAACAGCAUGGCAGGAAGUAAUGGUCUAACUCGGAGCUCUAAAGUAUGGCAUCUCUCACAGAUCUGUCAUUUGUCCCCUCUUCUUCCAGUGUUUAGCUUUUGACCCUAUGUCUUCCAGCCAGUUAAAGCUAUUGUCAACAUAAGAGACAAAUCGGAGCUUCUCAGUGCUACUUUCAGGAGUGUAUUCUCUCUGACCUCACUAGCUGCAUUGCAAGAACAGGCUUGGGGUACGCUUGUUGCCAAGCUGCAAAAUAACUAUAGUCAUACCUCCCAGUUCCUGUCACAAGCCCUAGGCUAUCUUCAAGGUCCAGACAUAGUGAUGAGAGAUGUUGCAGGAAUGCUUAUUAAAACAGUUCGUUUGGAUGAAGUAAUCUUUCCUGCAACCUAUUACUUGAAGUUCUUUAUCUCCAGCUUCAUGGUGAAGGUUUGGGAUGGAUUGACAAAGUCUCUCCUCCUUUCCUCUGGUUGCGGAGCUGCUGCAGUAGCAUCAAGAGAAACAAAAGCCUAUGAGGACUUGUGCCUCCCUGCUCACAGAUGGAAGACACCAAGGAAAAAAUUAUCCUGAAUGUUGGAGGAAUCAGAUAUGAAACAUACAGCAGCACUCUCCGCACCUUCCCAGGGACCAAGUUGUGCAGCCUUACGGAGCCCCAUGCCCCAAGCAUCUAUGACUAUGAUCCCACCGCUAAGGAGUUCUUUUUUGAUAGGAGUGCUGAGAUCUUCAGCUAUGUAUUGAACUACUAUAGGACCAAACGUCUGCACUGCCCCAUAGAUAUCUGUAGGUCAGUCUUAGAAGAAGAGCUGGCCUUCUGGGAAAUAAGUGAGACACAGCUAGCAUCCUGCUGCUGGCUGAAGCUGAAUAACAAAGAGGUGCAGACAGAGGAGUUUCACACUUGGGAUGAAAACGAUCAAGCUGAUGACCAGUGCCUCGUAGUGCAGACGGAAAGAAUGGAUUUCAGCUGGAGAACCAGGUGGCAGCCAAAGAUUUGGUCUAUCUUUGAAAAACCCUUUUCCUCUUUCAGUGCUAAGUGCCUGGCUUUUGUUUCUCUGCUGUUCAUCAUUGGAAUUGUCAUCAUAUUCUGUGAGGAGACCAAGGCACAAUUUGAGUUCUUCACUGCUAACUUCACCUUUGUUGGCCAUUCUGAGGUUGCCCACAACUACCAUGAACCCUAUUACCACCAGGCUGCCUACUUGCUUCAUCUGGAGCUUUUCUGUGUCCUUUGGUUUACUUUCGAGUUCUCUGUGAGAUUUUGUGUCUGCCCAGACAAAAAGAAAUUCUUCCAGAAUCCCCUGAACAUGGUUGACUUCCUCUCCCUCUUCCCAGUUUAUAUUGAACUCUUUGUGGAUGGGCAGAUUCAGAGAACGCCAAGUUUGGGGCUUUGGCUGGGCUUUAUUCGCAUUGUCUAUCUCCUCAAACUCCUGAAGAUAUCCAAGCUGAUAGAAACCCCACUGAUCCUCAGAGUUCUAUCCUACACCCUCAAGUCUAUCCUCCGAGAGAUCUGCAUCCUGCUGAUGAUUUUGGCCUUUGAGACCCUUUUCUUUGGCUCUCUCUUUUUCUAUGGGGAGUUGCUUUGUAGCAGUCCUUCCUACGCAGGGGAGCUGCACUUCACUGACAUUUUUGUUUGCUUCUGGUGGGCUCUGAUCACACUCACUACAGUGGGCUAUGGAGACAUCAUCCCUCUCACCACUGUUGGCCAAGUGAUGGCAGCCUUAGCUGCGGUAUUUGGCAUGUUAACUAUUAUCAUCCCAAUCCCCAUUUUCCUGGUGAAAUUUAAAAGCUAUUAUGCCAUCGCUGUCUUCAAACAGAAGCUGAAAAGGUGCAGGAACCAUUAACCUUAUUGAUUUUAGAGCUUCUGUCCCCCUUUGCCCUUGAGCAAUAAGCCUUCAGCAUAGCUUAUUCUCUUUGGUGGGAAGAGAGAACGUAUAGUCCCUGCUGCAUUUACUUGCUGAACAACUGAUCAGACCUGUUGAAUUCCAUGGGUCUUUCCCACGUUGUACCUCAUCCCAUGCUCUUUUAUGUGCCACAGUGUGUCUCUCUCUGUCUCUCUCUGUCUCUCUCUGUCUCUCUCUGUCUCUCUCUGUCUCUCUCUGUCUCUCUCUGUCUCUCUCUGUCUCUCUCUGUCUCUCUCUGUCUCUCUCUGUCUCUCUCUGUCUCUCUUCACAGAAAGAGUCUGUGAUGCUGCAUUAAGGCCUGAACAUGCAUCAUGUAGCACAGUACCAUGCUCUGAGGCCGCAGUGGGUCCCUCAGCUGGUGCACAACCCAUGAUGCCAGCUCUGCCCUCUAUCACCUUACAGGCCAAAAAUCUCAUUUUACACGCUGGGAAAAAAGAUUUGUGCAGGGUCCUGAACUGAAACUGGGGAGGAAUCAGGGAUUUUUUAACAAUGUUCUGUUGCCAUGUUUUAUUAAUGAGGCCAAUCCAUCCAAUGUGCCUGCACUCACACUCUGGUGUAAAGAAGGGAGCAGGCUAAAUUGGACAUCUGUGGUCCUGAGAGCCAGCAUUGUUCAUUAGCCUGCUUUGUGGGCUCACAGGAAUUGUUGUAGCAUUCAGCAUUCAGCAACAAGGGAGCCCUCCAACUGCAAAUCCUUUUGGGCUCUGCUGAAGUCAAUAGCAAUGUUUCCUUGGCCUCAGUGAGAUCAAAAUUUCAUUGGCCACUUCCAGUUAAUCAGCACUUAAAGAUUUUUAUGUAACAAAAUCACUGAGCUAUUAGUCAAAAUAUCAAUGUAGUUUUUGCUUUCUUGUUCUUCUAAAAGGAAGAACAUAAUCUGAAGUACUUGGCAUAAUUUUAAUGACAUUUAUUUCCUUAAGGCAUAGUUAUAAAAUAGAAAUAUUUAACUUUUAACUGGAUAGCCUUAAUUGUUACAUAUAUUUUAGUUUGAAAUAACAAACAUUGUUGAGGUAUGAAAAAAAUAAUCGCAUCCCAUUGUUAAUAUAGUAGGGGUGAUGACCUAAGAUUAUUUUGUUUAAUAAUUAAAAAUUG